AUGGCCGACGUCGACAUGGACGACCUACCCCAGACGCCCCGCUCCGUCGCCGGCGACGACCCCGACCUCUCCAUGUUCUCCGGCGAGCCCGACCUCGCGGCGGCCAUCCUCGCCCGCCUCGGCCGCUCGCAGCGGGAGGACGACCAGCACCUCUGCGCCACCGCCGCCGCCAUGGCGCAGGCCGUCAGGGACCAGCGCAACGUCGCGGGCGCGCUCCUCGCGUUCCUCUCCGCGGCCGUGCCUGCGCUCCCGCUCGCCGUGGUGCGCGCCCGCGGCCGCCAGGUCGCCGACGAUGUGGCCCGCGUGCUCGAGUUCCCUUCCACGCCCGACUCCGGCGUCAGGGCGGGGCUGAGGUGCCUCGCGCACUUGAUAUCUGCGGGAGACAAGUCCAGCUGGGAGGCACUGGAGCCGCUCUACGCCGUGGUACUACGGCUCGCCACCGAUCAACGCCUCAAGGUGAGGAGGCAAUCUCAUUCGAGCUUGCGAGAUAUUCUCCUGAGUUUUCAGAGGCAACCUGUUUUGGUCCCGGCGAGCCAAGCAAUCGCAAGAGCUUUCGAACGAUUUAUGCUGCUUGCUGGAGGAUCCAAUAACGGUUCAGCAGCAGAAGGACCUAAGGGGGCUAAUGAGAUCAUCUGCAUUUUAGAUGCUCUCAAGGGCUGCCUUCAUCUCAUGACAUCCAAGCCUUCCAAUGACAUCUUAAAGUACUUCAAAGUACUCUUGAAUGUGCAUCAGCCAAUUUUGACGAGGAGUAUAUUGGAGAUUCUGCAUGCUGUUGGUGACAGUCCAACUCUACAGCUUAAACCUGAUGUGCUACUGGAUCUUAUCUGCUCUUUGGGGUUAUCAGUCUCCACAGAAAGAAAAUCAGGAGAUGAGCUGGCUUCAAUUGCACGGCUUCUAAAUGUUGGCACCAGAAAAGUAUAUAGCCAGAAUAAGAACAUAUUUGUUGUAAAGCUGCCACUAAUAUUUACUUCGCUCGGAGAUAUAUUGGCAAGUGAAUUUGAAGAAGCAAGAUUUUGUGUUGUGGAGACUUUCAAAGGAUUAAUAGAUAAUUGCAUUGAUGAAAACUUGGUGUCUCAGGGAAUCACCCAGAUUAAGGCUAGGCAUCAAGGAAUGAGAUCUGAUCCCACUGUCAUAGAGAAGAUAUGUGCCAUCCUAGGGGGCUUGCUAGAUGUCCGUUAUACUGAUGUCUGGGACAAAUCAUUUCAUGUAAUUUCAGUGGCAUUUGACAAGUUAGGAGAAUCUUCAUAUGAUUUAUUGCCAGAAGCACUUAAGAACCUGGCAGAUAUGCAAAACUUGUCAGAUGAUGACUUUUCGUUCCGGAAGCAGCUCAAUGCAUGUAUUGGUUCAGCAGUUGCUGCAAUGGGACCAAAGAAUGCUCUUGAUAUUCUACACAUUCAGUCAAUAUGUGCUGAAAAUGAAUGGAUUCUCCCUAUUUUAGAAAGGCACAUUGUUGGUGCUAGUUUACAGUUUUUCUUGAGAGAUAUUCUGGGCAUUGUUAGAGCUGUAGAGAAGAGUAUUCCCAAGCUUCUGAAAGACGAUAAGCUUUUCUCUGCCAAGAGAGCAGAGGGUUAUGUGUAUUCACUUUGGUCUUUGUUACCAUCUUGUUGCAACUAUCCAUGUGAUACUUCAAACACCUUCAAAGUUCUUCAGAAUGUUAUAUGCGACACUCUAAAAAAUCAGCCCGACUUGCGUGGCAUCAUUUGUUCCAGUAUUCAGAUAUUAAUUAAACAAAACAAGGAAGCUUUGUCAAUCACUAGUGAAGAGGACAUUCUUGUCGAGGAUGAAGUAAGCAAAUCUGAAAGAAGAGCAAAGAAUCGCUAUACUAAAGAUUUUGCAGAGGAAAAUUUGAAAGAAAUACGUGCUUUCUCUAAAGAAUUCUUGGACAUAUUGUGUUCUAUAUUCUUGUCAUCCUCAAAGGAUGCCAUUGGAUUCUUACAGCCCGCGAUAAGUGAGAUUGCAUCCAUAUCAGACAAAGACGAAGUGGGCAACCUCUUCCUUGAUACAAUAAAGAAGUUGCUGGCUGCCACAAAAGCUGUUAAUGCACAGCAAGUGGAUGACUCUUCAAUGGAGAUUGAAGAUAAUUCCAAUACAAACAGCAUGAUGAGGGCUCUCCUUUUGGACUUUGCAGCUUCAUUAAUGCCUGGAUUAGCUCCAAAGUCAAUUAAUGUGCUAUUCAGCUAUGUAAAACCUGCAAUUAAGGAUAGUGACUCAAUGAACCAAAAGAGAGCAUACAAGGUUCUAUCAAUGUUACUUAAGGAUGCUGAAUUUAUUGAAAGAAACUUAGAUGUCCUGUUGGAAUUGAUGAUUUCAUCGUUGCCAUGUCAGUUUCCAUCGAAACGGUACAGGCUUGAGUGCCUGCAUCACCUUAUUGUUCACAUUUUCAAGGAUCCAUCUAAUAAGCUUAGAAAGAGGGAAAUUGUUAGUUCAUUCCUCACUGAAAUACUUCUUGACUUAAAGGAGGCUAACAAAAAAACCAGAAACAGAGCUUAUGAUUUGAUUAUCGAAAUUGGCCAUGCUUGUGAAGAUGCGGAAAAUGAUGGGAGGAAGGCCAACCUGCACCAGUUCUUUGACAUGGUAGCUGGCGGUCUGGCUAGUCAAACCCCACAUGCUAUUAGUGCCGCUGUGACUGGGUUAGCUCGCUUGACCUAUGAGUUCUCAGACCUUAUUGGAGUAGCAUACAAGCUCCUCCCGUCGACUUUUCUCCUUAUGAAGAGGAACAACCAUGAACUUGUCAAAGCCAACUUAGGCUUUAUCAAAGCGCUAGUGGCUAAAUCUAAAGCUGACGUGUUGGACGAGCACUUGAAGGGAGUCGUUGAAGGUUUGUUGAGCUGGCAAAGUGAUAAGAAGAAUUCCUUAAAAGCAAAGGUCAAGUCACUUGUGGAAAUUCUUGUGAAAAAAUGUGGUUUAGAUGCGGUGAAGGCUGUGAUGCCUGAAGAACAUAUGAAACUGCUCACCAAUAUCAGGAAGAUUAAUGAGCGGAAAAUGCGGAAAGGAAAAUCUUCUGAGGAUGGGGAAGCCAUGUCUGUGGCAUCAGGAGCCACAAGGCGCAGUGGAUGGAAUCACACACAAAUGUUUUCUGAUUUUGGAAGUGAUGAUGAGUACUCGAAUGGUUCAUUUCCCAACCAGCAUACUGUCGUUUCUCGUAAUGGAUCAAAAGCUUCAACACGCUCAAACAGAAAACGCCAAGAUAGGAACUUACAGGAAAAGUUCAUUGAUCACUCAACUGGCGAGCCCCUAGAUUUACUUGACCAGAAGACAAUGCGGUUAGCUCUGAAAUCGACAGGGAAAAAGAGGGCUGCACCCGAUGACGACGACGAUGAGAUUGAGUUGGACCCUGAAGGUCGUAUGAUCAUACGCGAGGAACGAGAAUAUCGCAAAAAGAAGCCCAUUUCGCGUGACGAGGAGGCCGAUGACAAGAGCUCCGUUCGAAGCCAGUCGGUGAAAAGGAGAAAGGUGGCCAGCGCUGGUUGGUCCUACACUGGUCACGAGUACACCAGCAAGAAGGCUGGUGGUGAUCUUAAGAAGAAAGACAAGAUGGAACCGUAUGCUUACUGGCCACUGGAUCGGAAGCUGCUCAACCGCAGGUCGGAUCGCAAGGCCUCCGCACGCAAGGGCAUGUCCAGUGUCAUGAAGAUGGCGAAAAGGUUUGAGGGGAAGAGUGCUUCCGGUGCCCUCACAGCUAGGAGGACGCAGAAACACAAGCACAAAAAGAACAAAUAAGAGACCCGCGAGAGAAGAUGCAGGAAAAUUUUGUGAGUGUACAGCGUGAGGAUUUAACACUAGUUGCGCCUGUACCGGCGUAUUUAUAGUGCUGCAAUUUCUCUUAUUGUUUUUCUAAGGCAAAUUUUGACCCUUUGGUGUACGCAAGAUGCUAUUUUCUGGAGUUCUACACUUUUUUUUGGUAGGGACAACAAUUCACCUGUAGUGGUGUGUAAUGAUCUAAACCAUUGGGUUUAAUCUUCAUGAGGUUAUGGUUUUGCUUUU
Molecule: messenger RNA, 3984 nt
Organism: Lolium rigidum
Lineage: Eukaryota; Viridiplantae; Streptophyta; Magnoliopsida; Poales; Poaceae
Product: RRP12-like protein
Exons: 20
Coding region: 1-3720 (1239 amino acids)
Source: RefSeq, a predicted model, not a curated record